Cynoglossus semilaevis (tongue sole) is the source of this 2413-nucleotide messenger RNA. RefSeq names its product forkhead box F2a (gene foxf2a). The coding region runs from base 999 to 2141 and encodes 380 amino acids. The transcript has 2 exons. The record is from RefSeq and is a predicted model, not a curated record. Gene Ontology annotation, molecular function: DNA-binding transcription factor activity, RNA polymerase II-specific; RNA polymerase II cis-regulatory region sequence-specific DNA binding. NCBI's taxonomy places the organism in Eukaryota, Metazoa, Chordata, Actinopteri, Pleuronectiformes, Cynoglossidae. Gene Ontology annotation, cellular component: nucleus. Gene Ontology annotation, biological process: regulation of transcription by RNA polymerase II; animal organ morphogenesis.
UGUGUUUCCCCUGAACUGAUCAGAUUGAACCUCCGAACACGGUUCUUUUCCAUUCACGAAUCCCUGUUUGCAGCAGGUUGAAUGCUUUGUGAUAAACAGGCUAGACUCUAUUCUGGCGUCACGGCUAUUAUAAAGUGUGAUGACUUGCUCUAAAUUGCCCUCUUGCACGAAGAAGCCAUUAUACAGUUACAAACGUCACAGGAACGUCAUUAGAAUAUCACAGUGUCCAACUCCCUUUGUGGCCCUUUUCACGUUUUACAAUCAUUGCAUUUCUCCAGGGAUGUAAUCCAGACCCCAUGAGGUAAACUGACACUGGUGCACUGUGUGUGGUACACUGGCACGCUCUGAUGAAAAAAGCAUGCUUCCUCUCUCAUGUCACAGCACUAACCCUGAACAGAUCCCAAACAAAGCGGACUCCUCUUGUGCACCUUUGCAACCUGAAACCCCACUGUUACUUGUUGCAUAAAUGAUACAAGAGCCGUGAUUUAUCUAAACUUGUCAAGUUGUCGUGCCAAAUAAUUGGCCUGACAAAUGUGGACAUAUAGGUGUUUUGGAAUGAGGGUCGGCCGGGGUAGGGGGGGAGGAGAUUUGUCUUCUACUCCACUGUGCCGUGUCCGGCUCCUAGUCUGGAUCCGGGCCAGAUGGGGAGGGAGCAGUUCCUGGCGAUUUCUUGGAGGGAUUUGGGGGGAUUGAGGGGCAGAGACAGAGAUUUUAGAAAUGAUAGGUGGUCGAGUUGUGUUUGGCUGAGUGGAUAUGCGCAAGCAGAGACGAGGAUCCUUGUUGCCCCCCCCCCUCUCAUUUGGAGUUAUUGCCAGCGAUGGACAGAGGGAGGAAGGUGCAGCGGCUGGCAUUUCAGGGUUAUGAACGUGUGGAGCAUUGCAAAGAGAUCCUGAUCUUUUUAAAAGGAAAACUUUAAUAGCUCCUGACAGAGAAGAGUGAGUUGUCCAAGUGUUACAGAAACCUCACAGUGGUUGAAUCCAAAAAACAAAGCCGCAACCAUGACGACAGAGAGCUCCAACCAACAUUUGGAUCCAUCCAACCCUUCACGCUCAGGCCAAACGCCCGGUGCUCUGAGCUCAGCUCUGCUGAGCGCGCAGCCAGUGAUGGAGAACACACAUUCUGCAUCAGCUAAAGGCAAGAAGGGAAACAUGGGCUUGAGGCGCCCAGAAAAGCCCCCGUACUCAUACAUUGCCCUGAUUGUGAUGGCAAUCCAAAGCUCACCGACGAAAAGGCUGACGCUGAGCGAAAUCUAUCAGUUUUUACAGGCCCGCUUUCCCUUCUUUAGAGGCUCUUACCAGGGAUGGAAGAACUCCGUCAGACACAACCUGUCUCUGAACGAGUGCUUCAUCAAACUGCCCAAAGGACUGGGCAGACCCGGUAAAGGACACUACUGGACCAUAGACCCCGGCAGUGAGUUCAUGUUCGAGGAGGGCUCCUUUCGCCGCAGACCUCGUGGGUUCCGUAGGAAAUGUCAAGCUUUAAAACCGAUGUACAGAAUGGUGAACGGUAUCGGCUUCGGUGCGUCCAUGCUGCCGCAGAACUUUGACUUCCAGUCCCCUCCUGGGUCACUGGGCUGUCACGGCAGUUACAACAUCGAGUUAAUGGGUAAUCCAGUGCCAGGUGGUUUUGAGGGGCUCGGAGGGGGGCAUCACGUCCCACACAUGUCGUCAGGCACCGGGUCACCGUACAUGGCUGCAUGUCAGGCGGCCUCCAACACGGACUACUGCCCGGACAGCAACAGCAGCCCCCUGCAGACCUCUCCGGCGGUGGUGGGCUCUCUGGACUGUCAGUCGCCUUAUGCAAAUGCAGCCUCACACUGGGGUUCAUCUGGUGUGGCCUCAUACAUGAAACAGCAGUCACUGGCUUCUAGCAGCCCCACUUCAUCUGCUCUGCACACGGGGAUGUCGUCGUACUCCCUGGACCAGGGAUAUCUGCACCAUAAUGGACGAGAUUCCUCUGACAUUCCAGUGGGACUUUCUCGAUAUUCCAGCCACCCAGCUUCUGUGUGUGACAGGAAGGACUUUGUCCUGAACCUGAACGGAAUCUCUUCCCUUCAUCCCAGCAGCGGAGGAUCUUAUUACCAUCAGCUCCAUCACCAUCACCAGAGUGUGUGUCAUGACGUCAAGCCACGUGUGAUGUGACAGCGUGAAGAUUAAAAACUGACCGGUGACCACGUGAAGGCUCGGUCGAUGUCAGUGUUAUUGCAUUUUCCUGAGGACUGCGGACCUUAUAAACGGUUUUUACUGAAACGUAUGAUAUGAGGACUUGUUGUGACACUUCACUUGCACGACACAUGCAUAAGCAGUAUUAUCUUUCUUUUUUUUUUAAAUGUAUCUCUAUCUUUAUUCAUGCACUUAAUUGUUUUGUCCCGAUGUUUUCUUAAAGAUGUUACAAGUCAUUAAAGAGAUUUAUU